CACAACUUAUAAACAAAUCGAGUCCCAAUUACUCUGGUAUAAUCUUUGUAUGCUUUCUCUCUCAAAAUCUCUCCUUCUUUCUCUGUCUCUCUCUAUCUUUCCUUCAAUGGAGCUUGUUCAUUCUGCAACAUUUCCAUGUAAACAAAAGCUACUCAUCGCAGUGACCAUUGCUACAUCUCUUUUAACCAUCAUCCCUCUUCUCUACCCUUUGCUUGAAGACCCUAACUUCUUCCUCAAGCAACAACCUCCAAGCCAAAGCAGCAUCAUCAACCUCGAAAACGGUGUUGUAACAUCACAUGACAGCUGCGACAUAUUCUCGGGAGAGUGGGUUCCUAACCCUGAGGCACCUUACUACACCAACACGACGUGCUGGGCGAUACACGAACACCAAAAUUGCAUGAAGUUUGGAAGACCCGACACGGAUUUCAUCAAAUGGAAAUGGAAACCUUACGGGUGCGAAGACGGCUUGCCGGUAUUUGACCCGGUUAGGUUUCUUGAGAUCGUGAGAGGUAAAACCAUGGCGUUUGUUGGUGACUCAGUUAGCAGAAACCACAUGCAGUCUUUGAUCUGCCUUCUUUCUCAGGUUGAAUAUCCGAUGGAUGCUUCGGUUAAGAAUGACGAUUAUUUCAAACGAUGGACAUACGAAACAUACAAUUUCACGAUCGCCGCAUUUUGGACACCACACUUGGUUAAGUCCAAAGAACCCGACCAGACCCAGCCCAAGCAUAUUGAUAUUUUUGACCUAUACCUUGAUGAGGCAGACGAGAGUUGGACAGCCGAUAUAGGAGAUUUUGACUUCGUAAUCAUCUCUUCUGGCCACUGGCAUUACCGGCCAUCAGUCUACUACGAAAACCGGACUAUCACCGGUUGCCAUUAUUGCCAAUUACCGAACAUAACCGAUCUCACAAUGUUUUAUGGGUAUAGAAAAGCUUUUAGAACCGCGUUUAAAGCGAUCUUGGAUUCGGAAAGCUUCAAAGGCGUAAUGUACUUACGAAGUUUUGCACCGUCACAUUUUGAAGGCGGGUUGUGGAAUGAAGGAGGAGAUUGUUUGAGGAAACAACCUUAUAGGAGCAAUGAGACUCAAGACGAAACGACAAUGAAGCUACACAAGAUUCAGUUGGAAGAAUUUUGGAGAGCUGAAGAAGAAGCGAAGAAGAAAGGGAAAAGGUUACGAUUACUAGAUACGACCCAAGCUAUGUGGCUUAGACCCGACGGUCACCCAAGCCGCUACGGCCAUAUUCCAGAGGCCAAUGUCACGUUGUACAACGACUGUGUCCACUGGUGCUUGCCCGGUCCUAUCGACAACCUCAAUGACUUCUUGCUGGCUAUGCUAAAGAGAGAAGAAGACAAAGGAUUCUUGGCGCAAGUUCGAAAAAUGUUGUCCUAAUGACCAAGCUAAAUCAAGUUUUUUGACUUUCUGUCUCCCUCAGGUUUAUUUAUUAUAUUUCAGGAAAUGGUCAAAUGUUGUGCCUAGUUAUUGGAUGACCACGAGCUCACCAUUAUUCACCAUAUAUACAUACAUAUUUAUGACAAGA
Messenger RNA from Arabidopsis thaliana (thale cress), 1535 nucleotides. RefSeq names its product TRICHOME BIREFRINGENCE-LIKE 19 (gene TBL19). Bases 50 to 1387 code for a protein of 445 amino acids. The record is from RefSeq and is marked reviewed. Gene Ontology annotation, molecular function: transferase activity; O-acetyltransferase activity. Gene Ontology annotation, cellular component: membrane. The transcript has 2 exons. NCBI's taxonomy places the organism in Eukaryota, Viridiplantae, Streptophyta, Magnoliopsida, Brassicales, Brassicaceae.